CUUUUUCAUCGUCUCCGAAAUAUCGAAAAAUUCUCUCUCUCCCUCUCUCUCUCUCUCAUCGUUCUCUGCACAAUCCGUCUGGUUCAGAUUCCGAUGGAUUUGAUCGGCAAGACCGCCGGAGUAACGACGCCUGUGAAGGAUUCGCACGGGUCUCGGUCCAAGAGCCGAGAAGUUUUGCGGUGUUCGGAGAAUCUGAACCCUAAUGUUUCGCCUGGUCCGAAAUCAUCCAAUUCCCCUGCGAUCAAAUCCGCUAAGUCUCAGAAAUCUGCUUCGAAGAACCAGAACCAGAACCCUAACCCUAACCCGGUGGUUUUCUCGCCGCGGAAUAAGAUCCGGGAGAGGAAGUUCGUGAUCGCUAAGAGGAAGAACUCAAAGAAAGAGGAUUUGGGAACGAACGUUGCUUGUAAGUGCAAAGAGAAGGCCGGUGGUGGUAAUUCGAAGAAGUGCCUGUGCGUGGCUUAUGAGAGUCUCCGGGCGUCUCAGGAGGAGUUCUUCAAGAAUCGCAGAUCCGGAGAUGGCGGAGGGCUCUCGGAUUCGACUUGUCCGAAGGUCGUGGAUCAAGCUGAGAUCGAACUGGAAGAGGAAAUUGAAAAGAGUUUGAUGAUUCAGGACUGUCAAAUUGAAGAUGGAUAUCAGGCGAAGGUCGGGGAAGAUGAAGUUUCUGUGUUAAGUGAGUCUGAAAAUGGGGAACCAGGCGAGGUUGAUCCAUUGAAUCGAAUAGGUUCUUCAACGGUCAAGAGAAGGCGGGCUAAGCUGUUGGAAGAGGCGCGGAACAGUGUGCCUGAGUGCGGGAAAGUUAUGCAUCUGGUCAAGGCCUUUGAGAAGCUUCUUUCGAUACCAAGCUCGAAGGAAUCUGAUGAUCAGAAAAAUGAUCAUGAGGAUGAACAAGUACAAGAGAAUCACAAGAAGGCAAUGAAGUGGGCGUUACCCGGAUUGCAAUCUCCAAGUGUUCUUGAAACACAGGUUUCAUCAUCUUCAUUUUGUCCAUCAGACUUGUUCUUGACGUCGGAGAACCUCGGUCUGGAUCCGCGGGCUUCGGUUUCGUCUUCUUGGGAUAGCAGCCUAGGAAGUAUUUCAAGCAGGAAUUCUAGUGGAGGUCGAAGGAGCCGAAGAAAUAGCUCAGAAACAGUGAGCACAAUUGGUGGAAGCAGAUGGAAGAAGAAGAAGCUCAAAGCCACAUCCUCGAAACCAUUCAAGCUAAGAACAGAGCAAAGGGGAAAAUUAAAGGAGGAAGAGUUCUUGAAGAAGUUACAAGACAUGAUGGGCGAGGAAGAGAGGCUGCGGAUACCAAUUGCACAAGGCCUUCCAUGGACUACAGAUGAGCCCGAGUGUCUUCUAAAGCCUUUUAUUAAAGAGAGAACAAGGCCCCUCGACCUGAAGCUUCACAGUGAUGUGCGAGCUGUAGAGCGUGCUGAGUUUGACCAUCAGGUGGCAGAGAAGAUGAGCUUGAUGGAGAUGUAUAAGAUGGAAAAAGAGAGGCGGCAGAAGAUGGCAGAAGAGGAAGAAAUCAGAAGGCUAAGAAAGGAGCUUGUCCCAAAAGCACAGCCUAUGCCUUAUUUUGACAGGCCAUUCAUUCCAAGAAGGUCAAUGAAGCAUCCAACCAUACCAAGAGAACCGAAGUUCCAUGCACCUCAACAUAAAAAGAUCAAAAGCUGCCUGUCGUUGAGCGACUUCGGCUCCUACACUAGCCAACACUAGAGAUUUUGAAGAUUAGAGAAAACUGAAAAAAAAAAAAAAAAAAAAAAAUCUUCUUUUAGUAUUCGUCUGGCUCCUUCUGUAAUCAAUUGUUCUCCAUCCUAAUAAAGUCUUUUUGGGCUACAUAUCAUAUAAUUGAUACAAAUGCCCCUUUUCUAAAAUCAUGACCAAAAGACUAUAUGUGCAUAAUAUAAAGUGAAGGGACAUGUUAU
Molecule: messenger RNA, 1907 nt
Organism: Morus notabilis
Lineage: Eukaryota; Viridiplantae; Streptophyta; Magnoliopsida; Rosales; Moraceae
Exons: 8
Coding region: 94-1698 (534 amino acids)
Biological process (GO): mitotic spindle assembly; regulation of mitotic spindle organization; activation of protein kinase activity
Cellular component (GO): mitotic spindle; nuclear microtubule
Molecular function (GO): microtubule binding; protein kinase activator activity
Source: RefSeq, a predicted model, not a curated record